Beta vulgaris subsp. vulgaris (sugar beet) is the source of this 2085-nucleotide messenger RNA. RefSeq lists its product as uncharacterized. The record is from RefSeq and is a predicted model, not a curated record. Bases 1 to 2085 code for a protein of 694 amino acids. Gene Ontology annotation, molecular function: RNA-DNA hybrid ribonuclease activity; nucleic acid binding. The transcript has 5 exons. NCBI's taxonomy places the organism in Eukaryota, Viridiplantae, Streptophyta, Magnoliopsida, Caryophyllales, Amaranthaceae.
AUGUCUGGGCAAUUAGUUAAUUUUCAUAAGUCCUCGUUUCAAUGUACGUCGAAUGUUUGCGAGUCCGAUGUCAGUCAUUUUGCUUCUUUGCUUCAGAUGUCUAAUUCCCUCUCCUUUGGGAAUUAUUUGGGGUGCCCAGUAAUUGAGUCUCGUGUGACCAAAAACACGUUUCAUCAGGUUGUUCAAUCGUCCCAUUUCCAGUUGUCCAAAUGGAAAGCUAAUUCACUUUCUCAAGCAGGAAGAUCGGUGUUACUACAGGCCAACUUAUCUUCUAAAGCUAAUUUUCAAAUGCAAAGUUUUUUGCUCCCUACUUCUAUUCAUGGGGAACUUGAUACUUUUUAUCGUAAUUUCUUCUGGAGUAAAGCUCCGGAUUCCCGCUCUCCUAGUCUUUUUGGGUGGGAUCGUAUUUGCACCCCGAAAAAGUUUGGGGGGUUGGGGUUCCGGAAGGCUGCUGUUAAUAAUGCUGCUCUCCAAAUGAAGCUCUUAUGGAAGAUUGUUAAGUCUCCCGCUAAUCUUUGGGUUGAUCUUGUUUCUAAGAAAUAUUUGCGUGGAAGUUCGCUGUUUAAUUAUUCUCCUUCGGCCAGUUGUUCUUGGCAGUGGAGGAAGCUUAUGUCCCUUCGGACUGUUUUCAAGCAAGGACUCCGAUGGAUUGUUAACAGGGGUGAUUCUGUUUCAUUCUGGAAUGAUAACUGGGUGUUUCAUUACCCGAUCUCUGCUAUUUGUGACCCUCCUAUGGCAUUUGAGAAUUUAAAAGUCAAUGAUGUCAUAGAUGAACAUCGUCAGUGGGAUAAAACUCGCCUCUUGACGCUGGUGUCUGCCCAUGUUGUUCAAUCUAUAUUAAGUAUUUUUCUGCCUUCUCUAGAGGGUAUGCAUUCACUGGUUUGGGGUCUUUCUCCAGAUGGGGAAUACUCUGUUAAGACAGGGGCUCUCCUUGUUCAGGGGAUAGCUCUGCGCCCCCCUUUGCCUACUCCCUUUUCUUGGAUCUGGAAGAUGCGAGUCCCUCCCAAAGUUAAAAACUUCCUUUGGAAAGUUUGCCAAGAUGGUCUUCCUACUAAAGACCAGCUUCAAACGAGCCAUGUUUUUACUCUGCAAGAGUGUUGUUUUUGUAACCACCCUUCCGAGGAUGCUAAUCAUUUGUUUUUCUUGAGCCCGUUUGCUCAGGAUGUCUUUAGCUUGCUUUGGGAGAAAAUGGGGUGGUCUUGUCUCCCUAUUGGCUCUUUCUCGGAUAAUGUUUUGAUUAAUAUCUCUUAUGUUUUCCGUAAUUCCAGCAUGGAUGAUGUGGAGAAGGAUUGGGUCUCUGCUCUUUCUUCAGAUGAGCUUCUUGGGUCUAAGGUUCGGCAGAGUGUGCAGGUUUAUUGUGGGUUUGUUAUUCGAAACCAUGAAGGGGUGCUUCAGCUUUCGGGUUCUAUGCCUCUCUCGGCUGGGUGCUCUAUUCUCGCAGCUGAAGCUUGGGGGCUUCGGGAAGGUCUCCGGGCUGCUGUUUUUCUUGGUAUUUCUUCGUUAGCUAUUGAAGGUGAUAAUUUGGAAGCUAAUCAAGCGGCGGAUUUUAUGGCUCACCGUGGGCAUGAGGUUUCUUCGCUUGUGUAUAGUUUUUCCUCUUCUAACAUUGCUUUCUCUUCCAUCAUCCGAAAGGAUGCUGUUCCUAGUUUAGUUGUGUUUACUGAUUUUGAGGUAAACAAGAUCUCUAAGGUGAAUGAUAUUAAGCUUAACUUACCUAUUGAGCAAGAGAGGUUAACUAUUUCUAAGGCUAUUAAGGAAAAUAACAUUGACAAACUAGAUAUUUCAGUUUUGAACUUUAAUAACACUCAACUUGAUGAUGAUAAUUCACCUCAUUUUAGGGAAACAACUUUUCUUAUGGAUGAUGAGAAUAGAUGCACUAAAGUCAAAGAGUCACACCAAGAAGAGCUUAAGCCUUGCAUUGAUUUAGAAGAAACUAUUAAGUUCAUAGGUGAUUUAGAACCCACUUCUUCUAACUCACUUAAAAACAUUACAUUAGCUCAUGAUUCUAGUACUUCACUCUUCCGUCCUAUUAUUGAGCUUAGAUCCUCUUAUAGUCACCCAAAAUUCUACAUUUUCCACCGGUAG